Jatropha curcas is the source of this 1165-nucleotide messenger RNA. RefSeq names its product auxin-responsive protein IAA14. NCBI's taxonomy places the organism in Eukaryota, Viridiplantae, Streptophyta, Magnoliopsida, Malpighiales, Euphorbiaceae. The record is from RefSeq and is a predicted model, not a curated record. Gene Ontology annotation, biological process: regulation of DNA-templated transcription. Gene Ontology annotation, cellular component: nucleus.
UCUCUCUCUUCGCUAGCUUGCAAAACAGAGAAGAGGACACAACAAAGAAGAAGCAAAGAAACAAGCAAAAAAUUUAGCUAUCAAAAGCAAGAACAAGAAAGAAAAGGAGCAACAAUACAAGAAAAUAAAUACAAAGUCAAUUAGACUUCACUUUAACCCAGUUCAAAGUGUGGCCAAGAAAUGGCGAGCGCAAUUAUAGGCGGCGAGCGAGCUGAUUUGAACUUCAAGGAGACUGAGCUGUGUCUUGGAUUGCCUGGUGGCGGCAAAACGGAAGUGGAGACACCAAAAGCUACUGGAAAAAGAGGAUUUGCAGAGACUGUUGAUUUGAAGCUUAAUCUUCAAGCUAAAGAUGGUGUUAUGGAUCUGAAUGAAAAUAUCAAGAAUGCUUCAAAGGACAAGAAUCACCUCCCAACUUCCACCAUCAAGGACCCUGCCAAGCCACCAGCCAAAGCUCAAGUUGUGGGUUGGCCCCCAGUUAGAUCUUACAGGAAGAACAUAAUGGCCAAUCAGAAGAACAACAGUGAUGAAGGUGAAAAGAGUUUGAGUGCAGCAUUUGUGAAGGUUUGCAUGGAUGGUGCACCUUAUCUUCGUAAGGUAGACCUUAAGAUGUACAAAAGCUACCAAGAGCUAUCUGAUGCCCUAGCCAAAAUGUUCAGUUCCUUCACUAUGGGUAAUUAUGGAGCCCAAGGAAUGAUAGACUUUAUGAAUGAAAGCAAGUUGAUGGAUCUCCUCAACAGCUCUGAAUAUGUGCCAACCUAUGAAGAUAAGGAUGGUGACUGGAUGCUCGUGGGCGAUGUUCCAUGGGAGAUGUUUGUUGAUUCAUGCAAGCGCUUGCGCAUUAUGAAAGGAUCUGAAGCUAUUGGUCUUGCACCAAGAGCUAUGGAGAAAUGCAAGAGUAGAACUUAAUUAAAUAGCUUGCCUGCUCUCUAUAUGAUUUAGUCUUUUUGCACCCAAGAAGACUAGACAACAAAGGCAGGCACUUGUGCAAGCAAUUGGUGUUUUGUUUUGGAUUGUGUCUGUAUUUUAAUUUGAUGAUGAUGGUAUAUAAAUAUGAAAGAUCUAGACAUUUGUAAUGGACAAGAAGCAAUAAACUUAACCCCCUAUUGUCUGGCUUGUUUAUUUACUAAUGGCUUUGCUUAAUGAUAAUUUCCCCUUAUUUUGGUUA